ACCCUAGCCCCUGAACUCACUACUUCUCCUUCAGUUUCAAAGCUCCCGUCUUUUUCUUUCUGCUUUCCAAAGCUAGGGUUUUUUCAACAUCGGAUUGAUCAAUGGCAAUGCUGCCGAGAUCGAUGAAGCAGAGUUCGGAGAGCACGUACGGCUGUGAUGAAGUGGCCAGCGCGCUUCUCGACGAGAUCGAUGAGGAGAGCCACACCGUUCGAGAGGUGCUCAGGAUCAAGAGGCUUCUUGAUGCUCGCCACGAACACUCUGAGAACCUUCUAUUUGAGUCAUUAAGGCUGCUGCAGUUGAUGGAGCUCCCUGCACAUAUCAUCAAAGCCACAAACAUUGCCACUUCGGUAAAUUGCUUUUUAAAAGAUACCAGCGAGAGAAUCAGAAAAUUCGCCCAUCUUCUCGUUACGGGAUGGGAGUUUCUUCUGAAUAAAUGGAUGGCCGAUACCCGAGCAACCUUCGAUUUAUAUUCAGCUAGAGAGGAGGAGCUUCCAUUUGAUAUUGGUGAUCUAAUUGCUUCACAGACUUCGACGUUUGACCUCACAAAUUUCUUCGAUGGAAUGAUUGAUGAAGGGUCCCCUAGCAGAAGAGAGCAAAAGAGAACCGGGAAGAACAUUGAAGUACUGAAAAGAUCCAUUCACAAGCCUCAGGGGACUUUCAUCAUGAGUUACAGAGAUGAGCUACCAAGUGAAACCGAAAGUUGUCUAAAGGUCUUACCGAAGAGUGGGGAGAAAGCUGGGGGAACUAUUCAGUUGAAAACAGUGAAAAAUUCCAUCACGAAGCCUCAGGUAACUUCAAAACCAGGAGGAAAUCCAGCUUCAACAGAACCAGCAAAGUCAGUUCUCCUAAAGAGAAGCACUGACAAACUGAGCCGCAACUUGAAGCCAAUACAAGUCUGUAAAAGGGCUUCACCAAAGAUUUUGCCUCGUGUCACUGGCAAACCUGAGGGCCUGACGUAUAAGGAGAAGCUCGAGAUUUCAAAGAGGAAGCUGCGAGAAAACUAUGAGGAUGCUGAAAAUGUAAAAAAGAAGCGCAGGGUCGUGAUGAUAGACCUGAAGAGUAUACCAAUGCAGCGACAUAAACAAGAGAGGCAUAAGAGGAAUCGAGGGUGUCAUAUUAAUAAAUUUGCAACAACGUUGCCAAAACAUAAUCAUGUUUCUUUCGCUUGGUAGACAGGACAAGGUGAUAGAUUCAGCAGAAGCAGAAGUCAGCAUAUGCACUCUUGCAAACAACAAGAGAAGUCGGUCUAAAUGCUCAGA
Messenger RNA from Asparagus officinalis (garden asparagus), 1259 nucleotides. RefSeq lists its product as uncharacterized. The coding region runs from base 102 to 1172 and encodes 356 amino acids. The transcript has 2 exons. The record is from RefSeq and is a predicted model, not a curated record. Lineage: Eukaryota; Viridiplantae; Streptophyta; Magnoliopsida; Asparagales; Asparagaceae.